GUAGGCUCUACCAGGCUGUCUCUGACCCUGUGCUGUGGCCUCCUGGCCUGUGGCCCUCCUCUCUGGCUCUAGCUUUGGGCGAGCCCCACGGUUCUCCCCCCUCCUCUGCUCAACCUCCACCAUUCGCCCCUCCCUCGCCACGGCUGUCCUCCCCCCGCCCCCGCCCCCACCCUUCCUCCCCUCCCAUCACCACCACUCCCCCAUCAUCACCAUCACCCCCACCCCUCUCAACCCCAUCUCACCUCCCAUCUCACCCCCAAUCCCCUCCUCCCUCCUCCCCUGUGGUCACCAUGACGACCACUCCCACUGCUCGUGAGCAUCUCCUGGUGGUGAGGAGGCGCAACCCCCACAUGCGUUACACUCUCAGCCCUGAAAACCUGCGCUCCCUCUCAGCCCAGGGCGGUGAUGGCAUUGGCCCUAGGGGUCACGGCGGGGAAAGGUCAGCUGGUGAACGGUCAGGGGUCGGAGGUCAUGGAGAGGGUCAUGGCGGCGGGCUACAAAGGGCCAAUAGCGACACGGACCUGGUGACCUCGGAGAGCAGGUCAUCGCUGACUGCGUCGACAUACGAGUUCACGAUGGGGCGGGGCCAAAACCUGGUCAUCAACUGGGACAUCAAGGAGGAAGUGGACGCCACGGACUGGAUUGGACUCUACCACAUCGACGAGACGUGUCCUGCCAACGUGUGGGACUCUAAGAACCGCGGGGUGAACGGCACCCAGAGAGGACAGAUCGUCUGGAGGCUGGAGCCUGGACCUUACUUCAUGGAGCCUGAGACUAAGAUCUGCUUUAAGUACUAUCAUGGAGUGAGUGGUGGCCUGAGAGCAACAACCCCCUGCAUCACCGUCAACAACCCAGGACUUCCUGUUAGAGCCGAGGGUCAAGCUGAGGGCCAAUCAGUGACAGAGAACUGUCGGAAACUCGUCAGCUUCACUUUAUCAGAUAUCCGUGCGUUGGGUCUGAAGAAGGGGAUGUUCUUUAACCCUGACCCCUACCUGAAGAUGUCCAUCCACCCUGGGAAGAGGAGUGGCUUCCCCACCUUCACACACCACGGACAGGAGCGCCGCUCCGCCAUCAUAUCUAACACCACCAACCCUGUCUGGCCCGGGGAGAAGUACACGUUUGUGGCUCUGAUGACGGAUGUCUUGGAGAUCGAGGUGAAGGAUAAGUUUUCUAAAAGCCGACCAAUCAUCAAGCGCUUCCUGGGUCAACUGACCAUCCCAGUGCAGAGGCUGCUAGAGAGACCUAAUGCAGAGGACCAGCCGCUAAGCUAUACCCUGUGUCGUCGUCUGCCCACGGACCAUGUGAGCGGCCAGCUGCAGUUCAGAGUGGACAUGACCUCCGGACAUGACGAGGGCUCUCCUGAUGCCAUGGGUUCCAUCUUGGGUUUGUCAGUGAACGGGGACCCUGGGAGCCCCUCUGACGAUGAAGACCCCCACCCUUCCUCCAGGGCCCGGGGCCCAUCUCCCACAGGUUCCUACUCCUCCCUGCUCAACGGAGAGGUCCACAGGGAUGGAGACGAUGUCUGGAGUGACGCCCGAGGGGCGGUAGGCGAGCUAGACGUCCUGGGAUUGGCAAUCCCGGGCGGCCACACCCAUCGACAGGUGUCCCUCAACGACUACUUGGAUGCCAUCGAAGCUCCUAAGGGCCCGGGAGAACGGCCCCUGGGCGCGACGUCACCCAAGCUGAGGUCCAGUUUCCCGACGAACACACGACUCAGCGCCAUGCUGCAUAUAGACUCUGAUGAAGACGAGGAGGCAGGGCCAUCUAGGGACCAUCCACCCCAUGACCGGAAGCCCUUGCUGCCACUGGCCAAUGGUGUUCAGGCUGGGGUUGGGAAGGGAGCUGCCUCUUCAGAACAGGGCCUGGGGAAACAAGAGAAAGAGGGGACAGAGGGGACAGAGGCAAACAGGGGAGAGGUUGAGGGAGCACAGGGGACAAAAGCUGGGACAGGGGUUGGAGAUGGGGCUGGAUCUGGGGAUGGAGCUGGAUCUGGGGAUGGAGCUGGAGGGGAUGGAGCUGGAGAUGGGGAUGGGGCUGGAUCUGGGGAUGGAGCUGGAGAUGGGGAUGGGGCUGGAUCUGGGGAUGGAGCUGGAGAUGGAGAUGGGGCUGGAUCUGGGGAUGGGGCUGGAGAUGGAGAUGGAGAAGGGGAUGGAGCUGGAUCCAUGGCUGUGGUUGGAUCUCUAACUGUAGCCAGACCUGGGGUUAGAGCUGAGGCCAGACCUGGAUCUGUGGUUGGCUCUCUAACUGUAGCCAGACCUGGGGUUGGAGCUGAGGCCAGACCUGGAUCUGUGGUUGGUCCUGGGGCUGGGGCUCCUCUAUCUCCAAUACCUGAGACGAAUACUGCAGUGUCAGAGGACACUGUGGCAGCCAGAACUGAGACCAGCCAGCAACCAACGAUCUCAGGGGCCACAGCAGCCCAGGAGCCCCUCAGGAACUCACUGCCUGCUGUUCUGAAGACAUCCACUACUCAGAGACGGAAGGAAGAGGAAAUGGCGCCCAAGGCCGAGGAGGAAGGGGCGGAGUCAUCCAGUGAAGGAGCAAGUGCCAUUGCAGCCUCCCCGACGACCAGUAGCGUUGCCGACCAGGGGGGCGGGGCCUCUGGCUCUGAUGUCACAGGAGCAAGGACCGCCAGCGCAGCAGCCAAUGAGGAAGAAGAGGGUGGGGAGAUCUGGCAGAGGAGGUCCAUGCAGGCGUCUGGAGGCGUGUCUCAGGAGGAGGGGGCGCGGUCUUCUGAGGCCAGCGGCCCAAUCGACUCUUCUCAGAGUGUCUCUGAGGAGGGCAGCGAGGCAGGAGGGGCCACAGGUCAAGUCAACGGUCACCAGUCCGUCCGCUCCCUGCCCUCUGUCCGUCACGACAUGGGUCGCUACCAGAGAGUAGAUGAGCCACUUCCUCCCAACUGGGAGGCCCGUAUAGACAGUCACAGCCGUGUGUUCUAUGUGGACCAUGUGAACCGCACCACCACCUGGCAGAGACCCACCGCGCCUCCAGCACCACAGCUCCUCCAGAGGUCCAACAGCAUACAGCAGAUGGAACAGCUCAACCGCAGGUAUCAGAGUAUACGCAGGACGAUGACCAAUGAGAGAACAGCAGAGGAGCUGACAGCUCCGCCCGAGGUGCCCACCGACGACACUGACCACCACACUAUCCCAGAGUAUCGUCGUGAUGGUGUGGUGACUCCAGAUAGCUCUCGGUCUCGUCUCAGUCUGCUCCUCCAGUCUCCCAGCGCUAAGUUCCUGACCAGCCCUGACUUCUUCACCUUGCUGCAUUCCAACCCUAGUGCCUACCGCAUGUUUACAGGUAACACCUGCCUGAAACACAUGAUCAGUAAGGUGCGUCGGGACACGCAUCACUAUGAGCGCUACCAGCACAACAGAGACCUGGUGGUUUUCCUCAACAUGUUCUCCAACAAACAGCUGGAGCUGCCCCGUGGCUGGGAGCUGAAGCACGACCACACUGGCAAGCCUUUCUUUGUGGACCACAACUGCCGGGCUACUACGUUCAUCGACCCUCGGCUCCCUCUUCAGAGCAGCACACGUCCCAGCAGCCUCCUGGCCCACCGCCAGCACCUGACCAGACAACGCAGCCACAGCGCUGGCGAAGUCAGCCCACAACACAUGGUGGGUGACCACCCUCGUCAUUCUGGAGGAGGACCCCCUGUAAUGCCCCGCCCAUCCAGCACCUUCACCCCGGUCAGCCGCACCCAGUACCAAGACGUAGUGCCAGUGGCUUACAACGACAAGAUUGUGGCGUUUCUACGACAACCCAAUAUCUUUGAGAUCCUGCAGGAAAGACAGACAGAGUUUAUCAGGAACCACUGGCUCAGGGAGAAGGUGCAGUUAAUCCGUAAUGAAGGGGCCUCUGGUCUGGCCAGGCUGUCUGGUGAUGCAGACCUGGUCAUCCUCCUCAGCCUGUUUGAGGAGGAAGUGAUGUCAUACGUUCCGCCUCACGCCUUACUGCACCCCAGCUACUGCCAGUCCCCACGAAGCUCCCCCGUGUCCUCCCCACAGAACUCACCUGGAACACAGCGAGCUAAUGCCCGUGCCCCUGCCCCCUACAAGCGAGACUUUGAAGCCAAACUGCGAAACUUCUACCGCAAACUGGAGACCAAGGGCUACGGCCAGGGCCCAGGGAAGUUAAAGUUGAUCAUCCGUAGAGAUCAUCUCCUGGAGGAUGCCUUCAACCAGGUCAUGUGUUACUCCCGGAAAGACCUGCAGAGGAGCAAGCUCUAUGUCAGCUUCCUGGGAGAGGAGGGGUUGGACUACAGCGGCCCGUCCAGAGAGUUUUUCUUCCUGGUGUCCAGAGAGCUGUUCAACCCGUACUACGGCCUGUUUGAGUACUCCGCCAACGACACCUACACCGUUCAGAUCAGCCCCAUGUCUGCCUUCGUAGACAACCAUCACGAGUGGUUCCGUUUCAGCGGGCGUAUCCUGGGCCUGGCUCUGAUCCACCAAUACCUACUGGAUGCCUUCUUCACUCGACCCUUCUAUAAGGGCCUGCUGCGCAUCCUAUGUGAGCUGAGUGAUCUGGAGUAUCUGGAUGAGGAGUUCCAUCAGAGUCUCCAGUGGAUGAAGGACAAUGACAUCGAGGACAUGUUGGACCUCACCUUCACUGUCAAUGAGGAGGUGUUCGGACAGAUCACAGAGAGAGAGCUGAAGCCGGGCGGGGCCAACAUCCCAGUGUCAGAGAAGAAUAAGAAGGAGUACAUUGAGCGCAUGGUGAAGUGGCGUAUUGAGAGAGGAGUGGUUCAGCAGACAGAGAGUCUGGUCCGGGGCUUCUAUGAGGUGGUGGAUUCCAGGCUGGUGUCAGUGUUCGAUGCCAGGGAGCUGGAGCUGGUGAUAGCUGGCACCGCUGAGAUAGACCUGGUGGACUGGAGGAGCAACACUGAUUACAGAGGAGGUUACCAUGACAACCACAUAGUGAUCCGUUGGUUCUGGGCAGCGGUGGAGAGGUUCAACAACGAGCAGAGACUCAGGCUGCUACAGUUUGUGACGGGUACCUCCAGUAUUCCCUACGAGGGUUUCGCCUCUCUCCGAGGCAGCAACGGACCCCGCAGGUUCUGUGUGGAGAAAUGGGGCAAAGUUACCUCUCUACCCAGGGCUCACACCUGUUUCAACCGGCUGGACCUCCCUCCAUAUCCAUCCUUCUCCAUGCUGCACGAGAAGAUGCUCACUGCCGUGGAAGAGACCAGCACCUUCGGCCUGGAGUGAUGACCCCUAUCACCUUUAUCCUUUAACCCCAACUCCUCCUACGACCUUUGACCCUGUCCUCUGAACUGUAGUAUCACAGAGGUAGAGGAACCCAAGGGGUUCAAGGGGAUGACUGUCUAGUCCGUCUGGCACCCUGUUGUAUCUUUAUACACACUCACCUUCCUGAAGUGAGCUGAACAGAGGAGAAUAGACUGAUGUGUAUCAGAGGGCAUGACCCCUGCACAACGCCAGGGUUUCCUGUGACGGUUAAGGUCACUUAGACACACUGCCAACACAAACCAAAGGAGAGCACCCUAACACUCACACCCUUGUUAGUCCAUUAGACCAAUGGGAGAGAUGGACUCGUAAGCCUCCAACCAAUCGCACAAUGAAGGAACAAAAACCAAGACCCGGAGUGAGACUCCAACUGGCUCAUCACGUUUUAUUAUUUAAAAUACGGAUUUCCAGUGGAGUCACGUAAGGAAGGUGGUGGUCGAGCUUUUCCUGGAGAGCAAAACCAAAGCUGCUUUAUCUCACUGAGGGGCUGAGGCCAACAUCACAGGACAUCUCUCCUCUGAGAGGCUGAGGCCGACAUCACAGGACAUCUCUCCUCUGAGAGGCUGAGGCCGACAUCACAGGACAUCUCUCCUCUGAGAGGCUGAGGCCGACAUCACAGGACAUCUCUCCUCUGAGAGGCUGAGGCCGACAUCACAGGACAUCUCUCCUCUGAGAGGCUGAGGCCGACAUCACAGGACAGCUCUCCUCUGAUAGGCUGAGGCCGACAUCACAGGACAUCUCUCCUCUGAUAGGCUGAGGCCGACAUCACAGGACAUCUCUCCUCUGAGAGGCUGAGGCCGACAUCACAGGACAUCUCUCCUCUGAGAGGCUGAGGCCGAUAUCACAGGACAUCUCUCCUCUGAGAGGCUGAGGCCGACAUCACAGGACAUCUCUCCUCUGAUAGGCUGAGGCCGACAUCACAGGACAUCUCUCCUCUGAUAGGCUGAGGCCGACAUCACAGGACAUCUCUCCUCUGAUAGGCUGAGGCCGACAUCACAGGACAUCUCUCCUCUGAGAGGCUGAGGCCGACAUCACAGGACAGUGUUGCUCCUGGAGAAGGGGAUGAGAGGAGAGAGGAAGAGAUGAAGGAAGACAAGACAGGUGCUCUUCAGCUGCUGUGGCCACGCGUCCUGUCCUGUCAGGGAAAGAGAACCAACCAAUCAAGGUCCAGGCAGCUUUGUGACCUGAGCUUGUUGAACACUCUGACAGGUGUGUUCUAGAACAGAACACUGAAGUAGCCUAUCGUGAUGUGGUGGUAUUUGUGUGGUGAAGCUGAACUUGAAUCUCUCUACAGGCUUUUCAUCUAUCUGCAAAAUGUAUUUUGUAACGGCCACAAACAAUGAUAUGUUUUUGAAUGUACUGACUGAUAUCACGAUGAUGCGCUUGAAUGUGUCGUUUUUGUACGUCGCUCGAUGACUCGUCAAAUCUAAACGGCUGCCUCAUUCUUACCAAACUUCAGGGCAAGUUAUUAGCACGGAUAACCAAACUCAGCUAGGGUUUGUUUCGAUAAAGACAUUACAUCGAGUUGGCUUUCCCAUAAUGUUAGACACAAGCUCUCACACACUCUUUCAGUGUUUUAGCUGUUUUCAUUGUUUGCAAGUAUGUUGAUUGUCAUCGUGGCUUUAUCAUUGAACUACACUGCCAGAGUAGAGGGUGAUCUGAACUUUUCAAAUCCAUCAUGUUUGGUUGUUGCUCUUGUUUUUAACUUGCUUCUUCUUUUUCUCCUUCUGUACAUUAUCCUGAUUGCCACCUAAUUGAAUACGUUGGUUUGAUAUGUUCCUAUUUCAAUAGGGUUUGGGACCCCGAUAUAACAUCGUAUAAUGACUGAUGUUUGUAUGACCAUGAUAAUGAAAGUAAAACAUGGUGAUUAACAACCUGCAUGUCGACACACACACUCACACACAUACACACAUACACACACACACACACACACACACACACACACACACACACACACAUACACACACACACACUCACACAUACACACUCACUCACACACACACACACACACACACACAGGCUUACAUCAUGCAAUUAUAAUGUGAUCUGUGUGUGGGUGAUGGUAAGGUCAAGGGACAUUUAUAGCUUUAUAGGGACUCGUGACAGAGAACAUUUUAACGUCAUAUAUAAGCACAGGUGCCCAUGGUGUGCUAUUACACUGACUGUUUUGAUGGGUGAAAUGUUGGUUGUCAAGUGAGGGGAAAAAAUAUAUUUUAUAGACGUAUCUACAGUACUAGGAAGUUUUAAGACGAGGACUAAUGAGAAUAUGAAGGAAGAGUUAUAGAAACACAUACAUAUUUGUCAUGUUUUUCACUUCAUACUCUGCCUUAGUCAGAAGGCCUUAGUCUGCCUUCUGAUAUCACCAUAUUCUACUCUCAGGGUGCGUUCCAGGUCGCGCUUUAUUGCAGUCGCGCUGCUGCUGAGCAUUUUAGCCGAUUACCAUAUUAUAUGUAUAUCAUAUUAAUGUGGUUCCAGAGAGGUAAAUACUGUUCCAGACGUUGUGAGGGACUAUCAUCUGAGCAGUGUGUCGACUGCAAUAACGAUGACAUGAAACGCGCCCAAUGUUUUUGUUUCAGGGCUGUGACCCCACCCAGCCACCAUCACAUCCCGAGACUGUGGAAUGUACCUAACAGAAUGUAAGGGACUGAAAUAGAACAACUUCCUGCAUUCUCUUCCAUCAUCCCAGGGCCAGUGAGAGACUGAGGGCAGAUAAAUGACAUGUUUUACGUUAAAAACAUACUAAAAGAAAGAGAAGUGCACAGUUGCAUUACAUGUAUUUUAUUUGUAUUUUUUUGACAUUUUAGUAAUAAAUCAGACGCUCUUAUCCAGAGCGAUUUACAGUUAGGGCAUUCAUCUUAAUAAAAUGUAGCUAGGUGGGACGGGUUCUAGUGUAGUUUUUGAGCAUAGACUGAAAGACUGAAGCUAGGGAGGGGAAGUUUCUCUUGGUGUUUCGUAGGUAUGCACCAUGGUCUUGUAGUGGAUGGGAAUACUGUACAUGUCCUGGGAUGGCUUGUAAGAAGUUCUUAUAACUUUUUACGUACUGACAGUACACGUUUCUCUGUCUGCAAAUGAAUGAUUGUGCUGUCCUGUGUAGGCUGUAUUUUCACCAGGGGUCUCCAACAGUUCGAUUCGCUACAGUAGCUCGCAGUCUACCUAUGAGUAGCUCACAGUCUACCUAUGAGUAGCUCGCAGUCUACCUAUGAGUAGCUCACAGUCUACCUAUGAGUAGCUCACAGUCUACCUAUGAGUAGCUCGCAGUCUACCUAUGAGUAGCUCGCAGUCUACCUAUGAGUAGCUCGCAGUCUACCUAUGAGUAGCUCGCAGUCUACCUAUGAGUAGCUCGCAGUCUACCUAUGAGUAGCUCACAGUCUACCUAUGAGUAGCUCGCAGUCUACCUAUGAGUAGCUCACAGUCUACCUAUGAGUAGCUCGCAGUCUACCUAUGAGUAGCUCGCAGUCUACCUAUGAGUAGCUCACAGUCUACCUAUGAGUAGCUCACAGUCUACCUAUGAGUAGCUCACAGUCUACCUAUGAGUAGCUCGCAGUCUACCUAUGAGUAGCGCACAGUCUACCUAUGAGUAGCUCACUGUCUACCUAUGAGUAGCUCGCAGUCUACCUAUGAGUAGCUCGCCAAACAAUUCUAAAAGUACUUGCGAUUUUCACUUGUUCCACGACAAACUGUCCAACAAACUGUCAUAAACAAAUCCCACAAGUGUCAGACACCGCAAGCUCCCAGCUAAUUAACGCAAAAUUGACAUUUUCCCACCCCUGGUUAGCCAGGGUGGGAAAUGUUAAAAAGCCAAACCUAACCAUAUCUGCCAAUGAAUUCCCAGCAACAUUGCCCCUGUCUGUCUAAGUGGUGAGCGCGUUUGUCCAUCACUCCAGCCAGUUGACGUGAUAAACUAUCAUGUGAGUUGACAGAAAUACUUUCCCUGAAACCUUUCCAAUUAAAUAUGUAUUGCAGGUAGGCUCACCUGGCAGAAGUACAUAAUGAGUAUCUGUUUUUUGAAAACUUUGCCAUGAAAUGCUCAGCAGUAUGGAACUAUUGCUAGACUGGCACAUUCCUCACUCAGAUGCGCAAUUACAGGAAAAUUACACAGAUAUCUACAUUUGUUAGUUUUCUUCCAGACCUAAAAAAGAAAUUGUCCUCAGAGGGGAUUUAACAAGUGACAUGGACUCAGAACAUCCCAUUUGGUUGUUUCCAUGAACAUUUGUAAUUUUGAAAGUGAAAAAAAUUCUAAAACCAGGAAAAGCAACACUGACAACAAAUCUCUGAUUUUAGAGUUGUUUGUUUAUCGUUAUUUUACCAGGUAUGUUGACAGAAAAUAUAGUGCACUACUUUCUCUUGUGUAUCAAGGACCCGGAGAAGAGUUGCAGGGGAGAGGAGAAGAAUGGGCCUAUUUUAAAAUCUAGUAAGAAAUGAGUAGAUCUAAUGCCAGAAAAGGUUGGAGACCCUGAUCUGCACUGAAUGUACCAAUGUUUUGGGGCUUUAAUUGGGGCUUUUGACUCUAUUCAUCCAAGUCUCGGUCUCUCAACCUCCAUGGUCUUCACAUUCACCACCAUCACUGAGUAACCGAUAGCCCAUCACACCAACCCACUACUUCUUUACUCACAGAAACACUUUAACUACAACACAACAUGCAUAUAUAUAUAUAGUAUCACCAAUUGUGACCAAUUUGAAAGUUGCAUCCAUGUUUCAGUUGUUCUCACCUUUUUGUAAUGGAAUGUUGUGCCUGUUCCUCUGUGGCUGUCUGUCUGCCUGUCUGGUCCUGUGACCGGCAGGACUCUAGGAUGAGAUACUACUGUCUGCUGGGGGGUUCAAGGCUGUGUCUGUCAGAGCUUCACUCUAUGCAAAGCUUUGUUCUCCACGUCACUCCUUAUGAUUGUAUGAAAAAAACGGAUCAAAAUAAUGGAUUAAAUGUGUCUCUGUGUCUCUUGUGUUGGGAGUUGAACAUGGAUUUCUAUUAGUAGUGGUAUAUUCAGUAUUGGUCUUUUGGCAAUUUGUUUCAUAAAUUAAUAAAUAAAUACAUUUCAAAGGUAA
Messenger RNA from Oncorhynchus nerka (sockeye salmon), 10283 nucleotides. RefSeq names its product HECT, C2 and WW domain containing E3 ubiquitin protein ligase 2b (gene hecw2b). Gene Ontology annotation, biological process: regulation of dendrite morphogenesis; protein polyubiquitination. Lineage: Eukaryota; Metazoa; Chordata; Actinopteri; Salmoniformes; Salmonidae. The coding region runs from base 291 to 5207 and encodes 1638 amino acids. The record is from RefSeq and is a predicted model, not a curated record. The transcript is spliced from 30 exons. Gene Ontology annotation, cellular component: cytoplasm. Gene Ontology annotation, molecular function: protein binding; ubiquitin protein ligase activity.